UAGCAACCGUUGUUGAGGUAACCACGGGAACGCGCUGCUUCUCCUUUGUCCCCCUCCGUCGCUCCCUCUCUCUCUCUCUCUCUCUCUCUCCCUCUCUCUCCAUCCUGCAUUUAAUGCUGGUCCACCUCCUCCUUGCGUCGCCACGGCGAUGCUCCGGGACAGCCGAACCGGAUCACUUAUCCGUCGCCGUGCCGGAGCGCGGAGCUCCGCUGUGAAGCUGCGAAGGAAGUCACCUUUUUUUUUUUUUCUUGUUUGGAAAUUUUAUUGACUAAAUGAUGACGUCAGUCCCUGCCUACUCGUCAACUUUACACUUCGUCCCGUGACCUCAGACUUUUCAGAGAUCAGAGAGCAUCGUUUCGGAUUGUCCAGCCCGUCGGGUCGAAGGAAGUUGGAUGAAGUUCCACCGAACCCAAACUCGUCCGGCUGUGAUUUGUGUGGAUAGUUUUCACUCCUCCGAAAAGACGUCCGGACGCUUCACGGAGACCAAAAGUCACCUGUACUGAUUGAAACCUCCAUCUCCCUCUCCUCCGUCACCACGCCGAGAUGAACGAGGAGGUGUUGGAGGCUGAGGAGCAGGAGGCGGAAGUGCAGCAACGCGAGGAAGGGCAAGGAGAGCAGAAGCCCCAACAGGACCAAGAAAGGGAGGAGGUAGAGUCUGAAGAGGUGCGGCAGAAAGAGGAGGAGCAACAUGAGGAAGAGGUGCAGCAAGAGCAGGAGGAGGUGUGCGCUGAGCAGCCACAGCAGACUGUGGAGAUGCAACAGGAGCAGGAGGGGGUGCAGCAGAGUGAAUUGAUACAGCAGGAGGAGGUGCAGCAGAGUGAAUUGAUACAGCAGGAGGAGGUGCAGCAGAGUGAAUUGAUACAGCAGGAGGAGGUGCAGCAGAGUGAAUUGAUACAGCAGGAGGAGGUGCAGCAGAGUGAGUUGAUACAGCAAGAGGAGGUGCAGCAGAGUGAGUUUAUUCAGCAAGAGGAGGUGCAGCAGAGUGAGUUUAUUCAGCAAGAGGAGGUGCAGCAGAGUGAGUUUAUUCAGCAAGAGGAGGUGCAGCGGAGUGGGUUUAUACUUCAAGAGGAGGUGCAGCGGAGUGGAUUUAUACUUCAAGAGGAGGUGCAGCUGACUGAACCGGAGCAGAUGGAGGAGGAGCAACAGAUUGAGGAGCUGCAGCAGACAGAGGAGGAGGAGCAGCAGCAGCAGACAGAGGAGCAGCAGCAUCAGCCUGAGCAGGAGCAGCAGACAGAGGAAGAGCCGCCGCGGAUUGAAGAGGUGCAGGUCGAGGAGGCGCAGGACUUUGACUACACUCCGGAGCAGAACCACAACGACCAGGUCCUGAUCCGGCUGAGAGAGAUGCAGAAAUAUAAAAGUGCAUCGCAGAGGCUGAAGGGGGUCCUGGAGCAGAUGGACCGGGGCGUCGUGGACCUGCAGGAACUCCGCAGGAACCUGGAGCUCGCUGCGGCCAUGCUGGACACCGUUUACACCGACGAGACCAAGCGUCUUUUGGACACCGAGGACGAGCUCAGCGACCUGCAGGCAGAGUCGGUGCCCAGCGAGGUGCGGGAUUGGCUGGCAUGCACCUUCACCAAGAUGGGCGUGGCCAAGCGCCGCCCCGAGGAGAAGCCGAGAUUCAGGAGCAUCGUCCACGCAGUGCAAGCUGGGAUAUUCGUAGAAAGGUAUAAAAAUCGAUCGAUUUGUACGACUUUCUACGGUUUGGUGCCCCUCGAUUCCAUGGGAGGGAUAUUGGGGGCGUUUUAGGAACAGUGCUUUUCAGACUUUGAGUUUGCGUUCGCCCCCUCGUGCACAAAGCCGGCUCCAUCGGGAAAAUUCCAGAUCCCGGUGCAGGCCCUGGUGCAGUUCGUCGAGGCUCUGGAGAGCGGCUACAGCAAACACAGGAACCCCUACCACACCUGAUCCACGCCGCCGACGUCCACGCAGACCGCCCACUUCCUGAUGCUGCACACCGGGCUGAUGCACUGGCUCAGCGAGCUCGAGAUUCUCGCCAUGGUUUUCGCUGCGGCGAUUCACGACUUUGAGCACACGGGAACCACCAACAACUUCCACAUCCACGCCAGGUCCGAGGUGGCCAUCCUGUACAACGACCGGUCGGUGCUGGAGAACCACCACGUCAGCGCCGCCUACCGGCUGAUGGCGGAGGAGGACAUGAACAUCCUGGUGAACCUGAACAAGGACGACUGGAGGGAGCUGAGGGCUCUGGUGAUAGAGAUGGUGAUGUCCACAGACAUGUCCUGUCACUUCCAGCAGAUCAAGACCAUGAGGAACACCCUGACGCAGACACACAGCCUGGACAAAGUGAAGGUUCUGUCUCUGAUGCUCCACGCCGCGGACAUCAGUCACCCGGCCAAAGCCUGGCCGCUGCACUACCGCUGGACUCACAGUCUGAUGGAGGAGUUCUUUAGACAGGGAGACAAAGAGGUGGAACUCGGCCUUCCUUUCUCUCCUCUCUGUGACCGCAAAGCCACGAUGAUCGCCCAAUCCCAGAUAGGUUUCAUAGACUUCAUCGUGGAGCCCACGUUCAGCGUUCUGAUCGACACAACAGAGAAAGUGAUUGGUCCUCUGAUAGAAGAGGACCGGACGGCCAAAGAGACUGGAAACAGGAAGUCCAGUCUAACAGGAAGUGGUUCGGUGACCGUGGAGUCGGUGCAGAGACACAGCAGCGGUCGCUAUGGCAACAGCAAUGACGGACAGAUGGACUUUUCCCUGACGGCCAUCGACCUGCCGGCUCUGAAGAGCCACCUCACCGGUGUCAUCGGCAGUAACAAGGACAGAUGGAAAGAGCUGUCCGUGCACGAGCUGGCCAACAGGGAGCAGGAGAGGCGAGAGGAACAAGAGGAAGAGGAGUCUGAGGUCAACUCAGGCAUCCAAUCACAGGCCUCCCCCGGUCACGGCGUCCCUCCGGCACACACGGCUGACCAAGCACGGAGCUCAGAGGGCCCCCCUCCGGAUGGACCUCAAGGCGACCAUUCGCCCGUCCACCUGUCCUGGAACGGGGCGGGGCCGGGGGAGGAGAAGGCGGCGGACCAAUAACGAAAGUGCCUGAAAACGACCCGACGGGCGCUCCGCGGCGAACUCACCGCUGUAGCUGACUGUGGCAGAUCACCAUGGCAACAGGUGGAACGGUGCAGUGACGACAGGGGCUCAGACUGUGUGUUUAGACGCAGCACCUGGCUCAGUGGCCCCCCCUCCGGUGGCCCUCAAAAAGGCCACUAGACCUUAUGUUUACAACCGACAAUGAAAAUGCUACAUUCAAAGUGACGACGUUCUUAGCAGCGCUGUGGGUGAGUGUUAUGUGUUGCUACUAAUUAAAACUAUUUAAAAAAAUUGAAUUAGAAAUACAGAUUGAAGGGGGGAAACCACAGUGGCUGUUCAUGACCUAAGCUAAAUAUCUGCUACCUGGAGGAAUGACACGUGUAGCUGUUAAGACGCUGUUGUCAAGGUUUUUUUACUCUGAUAAUUCAUUACAUUAAGUGCAAAAGAGAGAGUUCAAACAAUGCACCACGCCGCGCUUCUGGCCACGCCCCACGAUGUGAUGUCACAGCUUGUUGUCCGCCGCAUUGCAAUGAAAUCGUAGCACUCACAUACCCCCUGUCGAUGGUCUUGUUCCUCCUCUAGAGCCACGAGGGCUUGUUUGUUUUUGCUGUACGGUGUUAUUUUGUCCUAUAAUGACAUUUCCAUCAGUUUCAGCCGUACUUUGAAGAAAAAGACUUUGAGAAGAUGCAUUUGAACUCCUAUAUCAUAACGCUUAAACGGACCAAUUGUUAUUCAGUAACUAUAAUGUCAAACAGACCUCUACUUCCUGUGACAUCACUGAUUGGGGCGUGGCCAGGUGUCAGCGAAAGUCAUCAGUGUGGAAAGUCAGAGGCGAAUCAGACAGACCAGCUGGGACCGAUUUAACGGAAGUUCUUUUUUUUAAACCACGGGUCGUCUUGUACUUUAGGUUAAUGUACCCAUAGGCUAUCGUAACAGUGCACUCACCACCGUCUUUGUAGAAACACAAGCGCGCAAACGGAAGCAGAUUAAAAGCCGCGAUGGUCAGAAUUGAACCGAAUGUUCCUUUGAAUGGAAAGAAGGUCAGAGACAGCUUCUGUUGCUUCUGUACUCCACGUAACUGUCACUUCACCCGGCUGUGAAUAAAGAACAGGGCGGUCCAUGACAUUCCCCCCCCGUGACAAUAAAACACCGGUUUCUAUAGCAACGGCCCGCAAACCGAAGGGUGGGGCCAACAUGGCCGACAGUGGAAACUCUUUAGGUCCUCUGAGCACUGUGUUCGUUAAUGUGUGCUAUAGUGGUCAUGUUCUCCGCCUCUGUGCGUGUGUGUGUGUGUGUGUGUGUGUGUGUGUGUGUGUGUGUGUGUGUGUGUGUGAAGAGUGUGUGUGUGUGUGUGUGAGAGAGUGAAUGUGUGGUAAAUACUGUACAGCUGUUUUCUGUAUUAUUGUAUUAAACAUUCAGAGCUCCAGUGUCCUCCGGUUGUCUUUCAUGCCUCCGCACCAACGUCGGCUCGAUGCUUUCAAGUUGUCCUUCUUGCUUUUGUUUCCGUUUCUCCACAACUGGUCCUAACUUUAAAGCACCUUCUCAUAAAAACAACUGACCACAUGUUGU
Pungitius pungitius (ninespine stickleback) is the source of this 4608-nucleotide messenger RNA. It is a transcript of the gene pde1a, whose product is annotated as phosphodiesterase 1A, calmodulin-dependent. The record is from RefSeq and is a predicted model, not a curated record. NCBI's taxonomy places the organism in Eukaryota, Metazoa, Chordata, Actinopteri, Perciformes, Gasterosteidae. Gene Ontology annotation, molecular function: calmodulin-activated 3',5'-cyclic-GMP phosphodiesterase activity. Gene Ontology annotation, biological process: signal transduction. Gene Ontology annotation, cellular component: neuronal cell body.